Paracoccidioides brasiliensis Pb18 is the source of this 282-nucleotide messenger RNA. RefSeq lists its product as uncharacterized. Bases 1 to 282 code for a protein of 93 amino acids. The transcript has 2 exons. The record is from RefSeq and is a predicted model, not a curated record.
AUGAGCUAUGGGCUAGGAGCCAUCAAUGUUGCCCAAAUAUCCGUAGCUCGUUCUGCCAUCCAGCCAGGCGACUGCACCUCUGUGCUCCGUAUUAGCCACCCACGCACCUCUCAUACUCAGCGUUGCGAGGAAUUCAACCCUCUCUCUGCACGUCCGGUCGCUAGCUCUGGUGAGCAGAUCCAAUUGAGAAAACGAUAUGUUAAAUUCAACGUUCCGAGCAUUGCAGUGGCUAGAAUGGCGGAUCUGAAGAGAUCUGACGAUGACUGGGCCAUUUCAUUCUGA